CUCUAUAAAUAUUAACAAACGCGAAUUAACCUUUCGUCUAAUAAAAAACCGAAAACAUAUCCACAGCGGAGCAUUAUAUCAAAGAAAAGUGUCCAACAAACUUUAUGCCGCAUUUUAAGUAGCGUUAGAACAAACCAGAUCUACGGAUGCAUUUUUGAAUAGACGUAUUGAGUGGCUUGAUGAAGAUAUCCAUAUACAGUUCGAUGAAGAGCCUUUUACAUCAUCAGGAGUGAAAAGAGAAAGAUCGUGUAAUGGUUAUGAAGCAUCAUCUGAGCGAAGCAAACAAAGGAAGUCAAAAAGAAGACGCUCUAGCAAUCUUACUCGAUUUAGAUCCAACGAACCAAUAUUACCUAUAUAUUAUAAGCAAAAGUUUUAUCCGUUUUCUACGCAAAGAUUUGGGCCCUCCAUUUGAUACAUGUACCGAAGACCCAAAAAAAAGCAAAGUAUUUGUACUCGUCAAGUUAGUUGGACUGGAAAUGACGAAAAUAAGACGCAAGAAUAUUUUUUACAACAGCAGCAGCAGGAGUAGCAGGUGCCGUAGCAGGAGCAGUAGCAAAAGUAAGAGCGGCAACUGCACCAGCACCAGCAGCAACAGCCACAGCAGCAACAGCCACAGCAGUAGCUUAAAAGCAGUCUCAGCCAGGACCGCAUUAGUAACAACUUCAGUACUCCUAACGAACCCAGAGGCAGAGUAG
Anoplophora glabripennis (Asian longhorned beetle) is the source of this 695-nucleotide messenger RNA. RefSeq lists its product as uncharacterized. The transcript has 3 exons. NCBI's taxonomy places the organism in Eukaryota, Metazoa, Arthropoda, Insecta, Coleoptera, Cerambycidae. Bases 252 to 695 code for a protein of 147 amino acids. The record is from RefSeq and is a predicted model, not a curated record.